Molecule: messenger RNA, 1827 nt
Organism: Closterium sp. Naga37s-1
Lineage: Eukaryota; Viridiplantae; Streptophyta; Zygnematophyceae; Desmidiales; Closteriaceae
Source: the annotation of a GenBank genome assembly
AUGACAGAUGUUCCUACCCCUGCGAGCCAUGGGAGAGACGGCCGACCGGUAGAGCGUACACGGACUAGUAACCCCUCGUCGACCCUGCCGCUGCUUUACGAUCUCGAUGCCCUAGCACAAAUCCUGGUAGGAGAGUUCACCAACGACAUUCCGCCCGCGUCCCUAGGGGAAUUUACGAAACCACGCAAAACGUCGGCACCGACGAAUGCUCGGGAGGCCGGACCGUCGUUGGUGCCGGACGGAGUGGGCGACCAGGAUGAGGAAUGUGACGACGAGUCAUCGUCCAGCGAGGAGGACGACGAAGACGACCCGCGGCCGCGACGUGGCGCAGGUCCGCGCACGUUGGAAGAGAAGCUCAGGGGGGAACGUGCGUUCAUAGAGGAACUGUUGGACGAGGACGAACUUGAGGAUCUGUUAAACACGGCGGUGCCACGAGAACAAUGGAAGGCGGCCGACUUCGUUGAGGAAUAUAUGGUCUACGCGUGCGUCGACGUACUCGUGAUGGAGACAAUGUGCCACCUGAAAACCCUGGAGGCUAAGAGCACGCUCAAGCUGUACACCUCUUGGAUUUACCACUACAAGAGGUGGGCGGCGAAGAUGCUGAAGGGAAUACGCGACAAGCUUCCGACUGAGCAAAGAACGAGGCACGUUGACGAAAUCGGGCACUGGAUCCACUGCAACAAGAACGAGAUAGCCGAGCUGGGUCACUGGGCGAUCGACAAGAUGACUCGAGCUUACAUCACAGCCAUUCCCGUCGGCGUGGUGAUGAAGAAGGCCGGCUAUUCGGGUGCCAAACAAGACUACUUCUUGGGUCGCAGCAGGGUGCCACCCUCCGACGAACUCCUGGAGCUCAUCGCCGAGCACAUCUUCCUCGGCGUUGACGACCUGCUUAAGAAGAUCAUGCGCCACAUCGUCGCCGAAGACCUCGCUGUAAAACUCGUCCGCACCCCUUCGCAUCCGUACGUCCAAUGUUCAAAGCUCUACAGGAUUCCCCUCUUCCAGCACUGGGCGAAGAGGGUCGAGAAGGUCAACACCGAGACAAUCAAAAAGCGCCGAGACCCGACCCUCAUCCAGCCUGAGGAGAUAUCUGUCCGCAUGGACGCCGAACACGCGGUCAUGUCCCUCACCGAGACGCUGAAGUACGAGAGGGAACGAUCAGCGGUCCAGAAGAUUGACCUCGAAGAGGAUAUCGAGAAGCGCGACGCGACCAUCGCGACGCUGACGGCUGAGAUAACCCGUCUCACCGAGGCACUCCGCGUCUCAGAAGCAAGGAGGAUGCCGGAGGCGCCGCCAGCUGCAAACGAGCAGUCGCCGAGCGACGGUGGCUCCACGGAGUCGGCAAGUACGGGUGCCGGAGCCAAGAAACCCCCGAAACCCCCACAGACGGUCGAAGAGGCUAGUUACGAGCUCAACGUGGUGCAGCCUUGGCGGGAUGCAACGACCGUGAGGGACGCGUGGCGCCUCUGGACCUCCUGCACCAGCGCCGAGGACACCCGUCGUCUGUGCGACAGGUUCGCAGAGCCGGGAUUCGUCGACCGCCACACCCUCCUCAAAGGCGCGACGCAGGGAGCACUCGGGAAGAGGGUGCGCCGCAUGAUGAAGGUCAUUGAUGCAGUGCGCCAUCUUCGCUGGAGCGACGGCGAGGCCGACACAGAAGCCGUCAUCGCUGCGCUUAACAAGAUCGCAGCUGAAGAUGACGUUGGCCGACAUGGCCCAGGAGAACGAUGCUGGGCAGCUGCCUCCGACCAAGACUUCGACCAAGCGCAAGAAGACCGCGUAAAUGCUCUCGGCAACAUGUUACUGUGGGAUGUUGCAUGUUGUAGAUGA